AUGGAUUGGCAAGACUUCCAAAUCGUUAACUUAGACAAGCGGGAGGCACUACUCAUACCCUAUGGCCCCUUGGAGGAAUGGUUGUUUGACCGGAUGUUGGACACUCUUCUGAGUCCGCUCCUUGCGAUUCCGCUGGACGUGCCGGUCAACCUUGGUGACAUCAGCGCCAUCCUGGCCCAUACGCAGAGCGCCAUCCUGGGCCACCGCUCCCGUCGCUAUGGCCAGUUUGAACGCCUGCCGGUUGAACUACUCCUCAUGAUCUUCGACGCGGUAGAAGAGCUGCAAUACAAGCUAGCCCUUACACUCACUUGCAGAUAUCUCCUCGAGAUUGGCAGCAAGCACAUUCGCACCCACAUCAAUGCAGGCGUGACGAGAUGGGUGGGUGACCGUAUUAUCAUCUUAGGCUCUGAUAUGUUGGACGAAGACUUGCCCGCAGGUUUGCUCGCCAACGGUAAGGAGAAGGUGGUGGGAGAGGAUGACGACGGAGUGGAUAAAGAAGAAAGAAUAGGCGAUGCCGCUGGCCAGGAUGACGGACCGGCGGACGAGGAUGGGCAAACACGAAAGGUCGAGAACGACCUGUACGAUCUCGCGACCCACAUCUUCAGGGGUAUUGAUAGCGUAGACUGGCUCGAACGGCAGGUCCAGGUCCCAAUAUCCUUCGUCCAAAGAUUGACCUUGGGCGAGCAAUUCGGCGCCAAGGAACUUUGCAGAAUUCUCUACGUUGUGCCAGGCCAGCCGGCGCCCGUGUGGGUGCUUUGCAACAGGACGAAGUAUGAGUUUGUUCGAGCGGACGCCACCGCUCAGGUCACGCUCUGGCAGCUUCAAGGACCGUUCGCCCAUGGGGGUGUCGGGCUUGGGCAUGUUCUCGCCUCCCUCCUCUGCUGGUCGUCGAUGGCUACAGCCUACCCGGGGAACCUCCAUCGCGGUCGAUGGGCUGGUGACCGCAUUGAAAUCACGACGACGGAUAGGCUACGGCUGCCGCCAGGUAAUGUUUGGAGAGAUGUUAGCCAACAAGCUCUGGAACGGCUGGCUGAGGUUUGGGACGCCGAGCACGCGGACGAGGAGGAAGACUGGCGUGGCCCCAUAGAAGAGUGGUGGGCCAGUGCUACUUGGUAG
This is a messenger RNA of Sparassis crispa, 1116 nucleotides long. RefSeq lists its product as hypothetical. The transcript has 3 exons. Lineage: Eukaryota; Fungi; Basidiomycota; Agaricomycetes; Polyporales; Sparassidaceae. The record is from RefSeq and is a predicted model, not a curated record. The coding region runs from base 1 to 1116 and encodes 371 amino acids.